Molecule: messenger RNA, 1266 nt
Organism: Phytophthora sojae
Lineage: Eukaryota; Oomycota; Peronosporomycetes; Peronosporales; Peronosporaceae
Exons: 2
Coding region: 1-1266 (421 amino acids)
Biological process (GO): DNA recombination; DNA integration
Molecular function (GO): DNA binding
Source: RefSeq, a predicted model, not a curated record
AUGUCGAUUGCAUCGCUUGCUCCUGCCAACAGCAAGAAGGCCAGGACGACGGCGAUCAACUCGUUCACGACGUUCCUGGCCGCGGAUAUCAUGACACUCGAAGCCACCCACCAGCUCGUCGACGGGGAUAAGACAGGUAAGAUAUUGCGUAUUAUACUAGACAAGUAUGCAUAUUCGUUAGCCACAUCAGCCGAAAAGGUAAGAGCGACCAAUACGUGUCUAGCAUACUAUGGCAACCUCAAGAAUUGGCUAGUAGAUAAGUACCCACUGCAAGGAGCUUUAGUUAAAUCUCAGCUCCAAAAAAUUCUAUCUGGGCUGGGUAAGUAUUGUAGCAACCGAGAGGAGGUCGGCAACGAGAAGAAAGCACCCCCGUGCUCUAAACAAGACUUAGAAGCUAUGGUGUCUCUACUGUACUCAACGGCUGCGACGAAGAGUGAAUACCUCGACGCGGCCCUAGUCGUGAUGAUGUGGUACAUUUACGGUCGAAGCUCGGACGCGGAAACAGUCGAGAAGAGCCAGCUAUCCAUCUUGCCUGGUGGCGUCUUAUUUCUUCGAUUUAAGCGGGUUAAAACAGCUUUACUACAAGGCAUCUCCUUAUUCAAGGACCCAACGAAUUUGUUGACAUGUCCUCUGCAAGCUUUGGCUGUGGCGCUGGUUAUGCAGAAGGCACCAAGCCAGCGCGUGUUCCCUCAGUUCAUCGCCAAAAGGCACAGAUCAGAUGAUAUUGAUGAUGUACAGGAGCUUACACUGAUUCAACUACUGGAAGUUGAUGAUGACCAGCCUUCUAUGGAGGAAUCUGAAGCACCUUCAACAAAGCGGGCAGUUCCAGGUGCACAAGCAUACGUCAACAGGUUGCUGGUUAGAGUUAAAAAACUCGCCGAUUUGCGAAGCAUUCGUAUGACGCCAGAUCUUACCUCUCAUUCGUUUCGACGUGGUGGGGCCAUGCAUGCCAACGACGGUACCUUGGCGGAAAACUGGAUUAUCGAGCGCGGGGGCUGGCAGCUGGACCGCGUCAAUAAGGCCUUCAGGUACAUGCUUGGUACAACCCAAGCCGACCAAAAGGUGUCCCGCGUCCUGAGUGGCUGGAAGCCCAAGGACGGCGCGCGGCUACCAACGCUAGCCGCUCUGGACACGCCAGUCUUGGUCCGCGCUCGCAAGAUGCAGCAGCUUCUCUUUUCCAGUACGAUGGCUUUCGCUGACGCUACCUUGAACCUCGACGACGACGUCGCUGACGUACCCUGUUCAUGCAUUACCCCGACAUGUUAG